This is a messenger RNA of Apis mellifera (honey bee), 2856 nucleotides long. RefSeq lists its product as uncharacterized. The coding region runs from base 118 to 2772 and encodes 884 amino acids. The record is from RefSeq and is a predicted model, not a curated record. NCBI's taxonomy places the organism in Eukaryota, Metazoa, Arthropoda, Insecta, Hymenoptera, Apidae. The transcript is spliced from 12 exons.
UUUUUUUUAAACUUGAAAAUUAAUUUAUAUCAAAUUAUUUUAAUUUAUAAAAAUAUUUGUCUCCAAUUUUUUACUCGUUAUAUAAUCUUCAUAAAUAGAUGAUGAAUAGCUAUUAUAAUGCAUCGAGUGAGUAAGCUUCUAGCCGAUUGUUCUCUUCAGUUUCCAGUUACUCAGGUUAAAUCGAAACACAAUUUAUCCAUAUCAAUUGCUUCGGUUGCUUUGAUUCAGGUGCAGUCGCCAUCGAACGACGUACGGUAUCAUGUUCCAAUCAUUAUGGAACCAAAGUAUAUCGAAUUCACAUACUUCACACUAUUUUCUCUCUUGCUAUUGAUCAUGGCCGUUCAUCUUCAGGCUUUUUUCGGAAAAGAAUUGAUCCAGGCACCUGUCCAUCGAGGAUGCCCGUACUUGCAUUGCGAGGAAGACGAGCACUGCGUACACAGAAAAUUCCGAUGCAAAAAUCCACCUUGUCCCACUAUGCUCUACUGCUCGAAAUCUCGUACAGAAUCUUUGAAGGGUCCUUCCAGCUGUGAUGCCGUAUACUGCACCAAUGGAUACACAUGCAUGAUGAAAGUCCGCCGUUGUCGUUGGGAUGAAAAAUGUGAGCAACAGAUAGUAAGAUGCGUGUCUCUAAAAGAGUAUCACGAGGGGCCACCUUCUUGUGCCGGAUUCAAGUGUCCUCAAGGAACCCACUGUGUCUUGAGAGAGUCGUUCUGCGCUGAACCCCCUUGCAAAUUGUUGAGAAGCUGCAUCAAAAAUAAAGAAAUGCAAAUUUGGUUCGGAAAAUGUCGUACUCUUGGUUGCCAAUCAGAGUAUGAAUGCUUCUUACGAAGACCUGAGAACAAUUGUUCAAAUCCUCCGUGUAAACACACUCCAGAUUGCAUCAUUGAGAAGGAAAACGAAGAAAAUAAGCAUUGUCGAGGUUGGAUGUGUCCACAAAUGCAAACUUGUAUCGCAGAAAUUAUAAAACCGUGUGGAACAGAUGGAUGUAAGAUUAAAAGAAGUUGCAAAGUGUCAGUGAAUGACUCUUCGUUCUCAAGAAGAUCUCUGGAGCACAAAAACGAUGUUUCUCAAGCCGAAAUUGAGCAAUUUCAAAAUUGGCUUCGAUCUAUAAAGAACACAAUUGGUGACGCGUACAGUGAUUGGCUGGAAACGAUGCUGUUGUCUCGAGGCGAAGAGUUUCGAAAAUGGCUGCGAGCAUUGAAAUUGGAUGUCGAGGGACAUCCGAUAUUUUCAGCACGCGAACAACCCGUUACACUCGCGGAAAAUCCAUUUCGCGAUACUUUGAAUGGAUCUACCUUGGACGAUUUGAACAGAGAAAUAAAAGAAAUCGAAUCCCUUUUAAAGCAAAGAAACGUAACGAGCAUUCUGGAGAAAAUUCUUGUUCCAAAUAAGAUUUUGACACCACCCUAUCCUUUGGAAAUCGCUCAACCAAAGAAUCAAAAGGAAUCUAAUCUUUCCCUGAUUCUCAAAUAUCUGUUAAAAUAUCCUCCUUACGGAGAAAAUCAAUUUUUAUCGUCGCCAACUCCAAAGAUAGAAAAUACUCAUGAUCAGCAAUACCUUGUAGUUCCUGUGAAAAGUAUGAAAGAUUUAACUAGAUCUCAAAUUAUCGAUUACGAUCCUAAUAUGCAAAAUCAUAAAGUAAUUUCGGAUAAUGAAAAAAUAUAUGAAGAACGGAAUAAUAAUUUUUCCUUCAAUGUUCCAGAGAAACAAAGGAAUUUAUCAUUAACCAAAGACGAAUUACCGUCUCUAUGGACUGAAUUCCAAGACGUUGAAAAGUUACCCAAGAAAGAAAUGCAUUCUAAGGAAGAUUCAAUUGAUCCUACAGAAGAGGAAAAAUUGACGAGUAAGGCGCAAUACUUUGAUGAUGUCCCUGUUGAUUUGUUUGAAAAGUUUCUCAAGUCUGUGGAAUUCUCCCCGAUUGAAAACACGCCACAGACUUUCGAUGAGAAGGCUAUUAAAGAAAAUCACGAAGACAAUUCGCAUGAAAUUUCACAAAAUGAGAAACGAGAUAAAAACUUCGAAUUGACUUUGGUAACUCGUGAUAACGAAGAUGUAUCUAGGGAUAAAGAAAGUCAAUUUUCAUCCGUUAAUGGCGACAGUCAGACAAACUUCACGGACAAUCUCAAACCAACUGAUAAUAUCUCUCCCGAGAAAUUAGAUAACAUUGAAUUAUCUAAUCAAUCGAAUAAUAUGAAAGAUGGCAACUUAGGAUUAUCAUUGCAACAAAUGGACAACGAGAACGAUGAAGAAAUGGAUUUAAAUCUCUUUCUCGAACCGAACAAUGAGAGUUUUUUGCCUUACUUAGAAACCUUAAUGAAAAUCGUGAAUGAAGAAAUCGCCGCUGAGAACAAAGAUAUAGAACUGAAUCCCGAUGAAAGUUCAAUUAAAACGUCUAUUCUAAAUAAUGUUGCAAACGUACCAUCUGAGUCUAAAUCUUUGAAAGUUGAAUCAUAUAAUAGUUCUAUGGAAGAAAUUUUAAAUGAUAGCAACUUAUAUGAUACAGAGUUUUUGGAAAAAGAAAAAUUUAAUAAAAUUUUUGAAAAUCAAAUAAUUUCCACGACCAUCGCGACAAAAUUAAAUCAAAAUCAAAAAUCACAACAGGAAAAAGAAUCGAGGACAUCUGAGAUAAUUUAUGCAAACGAAGAACCUACUAUUCGAUCCUUUCAUAAUUUGGCCAGUUACGGUUCUAGCAAUGGUGAUGUUGCUCUUCCGGAUUAUACUUAUAUCGAAUACGAUCGUAUGAAACAUAAAGAUAAUAAAAAAAAUAAUUAAAUGAAAUCAUAGCUUUAAUGAGAAUCAAUUAAUAUAAAAAUAUCGUUUCAAGAUCAAAAAUAAAACUUGCAAUGUAUUUACAUA